Hydractinia symbiolongicarpus is the source of this 2436-nucleotide messenger RNA. RefSeq lists its product as uncharacterized. The transcript is spliced from 7 exons. NCBI's taxonomy places the organism in Eukaryota, Metazoa, Cnidaria, Hydrozoa, Anthoathecata, Hydractiniidae. The record is from RefSeq and is a predicted model, not a curated record. The coding region runs from base 45 to 1787 and encodes 580 amino acids.
UAAAUGUGUAUUGCAUUCUUUUCAUAGAUUUUCAACAAAUAUCAAUGCGACCUAUCAGAAAAGCAAAGCAAAGAGCAAUUGAUGAAUAUUCAGUGCAUAAGAGAAGAAGAUUGCGUCAUGAAGAUACAACUCCACAAACCUGCAGCAUUUGUUUGGAUUUGGUUUCAAUUCGAGGCGUUUUAAGUCUCUGUGAUCAUUGGUAUUGUUUUGCAUGUAUUUAUGAGUGGUCCAAGAAUACCAACACAUGUCCAUUAUGUAAAGCUAAAUUUCGCUGUAUCACUAAAAUUCAUGUAAAUCAGAUUGGGUCACCACCACAAAAAUUCAGAAUAAAGGAUAAGGACUUGAGUAAUGUAAUGUACUAUGAAGAUGAUUUCGAGGUAGCAAUGGGUUUAGCUGAUGAAAGCGAAGAAAGCGAAAGUGAAGAGGAUCACAAUGACGCUGAUCUAACGUUUUUACCAGAAGUUGAAACAAGGUUUGUGUCAAGUCGACCAACAUCCUCUCGUUUGCGUCCCUUACAUGUAGCCAAUCAGUAUGCUGGUAGGUUGAGACAGCAUUCAAUCGGACGAACCAGCAAUAAUUUAUUAAUGACGUCAGACGAUGAAGAAGGUAGUCUAACAGCACCAGAUCCAUUAAAUGAUGAAACAGAGUCAUUGUCAGAACUUGUUGAAACAGAACAUGUUGGUGUACAAAGAAAUGAAGAGUCAUUUUCCAGUAACACAGAACAAUUUAUGUCACAAGAAGGGAAUGGAAAUGAGAUACCAGUACAACGAAAAAGAAAAAGGCGAAAAUGUAUUACUUUCCAACCAAAACGUCACAGUUCGAAAUUCAAGCAUCCCAUUGCAAAUGAUUUAGGGUGGAUAGACAUGAGCCGCAAGUCAUCAAGCUCCCGUGAUAGCGUCAGUUCGCCUUCAGUAGUUAGCAGUAACAUGUCAACCAGGAGUAACUCCCCUGAUUUCGCAGCAAUACAGACAAGAUCGUCUCUGCCACGGUUAGCAAAAAAUCGAAAUCAACGACGUAAAUCUGAACGGUUAAGUUCUCUUGAAAAUUCAAAAGAAAAAUGUGAGAGAAAGAAAUAUAGUUUAUCAGAUUCUGAAGAUGACGAUGAUCUUGGUGGGUACACGACAAGCACAAUUCGUCAUAAAAACACAAUGCCGUCUUUUGUUAGCGACUUUAAUGAUUCCGCCGUUAAAAUUACACGGCGUCGACGUAGGGCAAGACGUUUGUCGUCCGACAGUGAAGGCUUCACUGCGGAAGGGGAAAAUGAAGUUGUCGAUGAAUUGACCACCGUUAAAAGGACCGGAUCCAAUAAGAGUACCGAAAAUUUAAGCAGGAACCAUACACUAAAUUUGUCGAUUGAAGAUGAAGGCGUAGACUUUUUCUCUUCUCUGUUUUCUCCUUCGACCGCUUUGACUACACAAUCACAUAACGUUAAAGUGAGCGCUAGUACGUCAUGUAAGACACCACAUUGUGUUACUGGGACAGGUACAUUUAAUUCUCCCGACACGUCUUUGUCAUCUCUAACAGAUACUGUUUCGCCUUGUAUAUUCUCACGUGACUUUUGUGUAAACUUAAAACCGAGCAAUCAUAUUCACAGAGACCAUAAACAAACAACGCCGCAACGUACCAAAAAUUGUGUUUCGCCUGUAGUGAGUAACAGGUUUUUAAGAGCAAGUAUAACACCGAACAGAAGCAAGCUAGAUAUUUCUAUGUCACGUAAUCCUAGUGUAAUUGAAACCACACCAGAAAAAACGAAUUUAAAAAGAAAAAGAUGGCAUUUUAGGCGUUAACAAAGUGCGAAGCGAAAAGAUAGUAAUUCGAAUGUUUGGAAGGUGAGAACGAAAAAGUCGGUAUUUUGAUGUUGUCGAAGUUUAAACGAAAAAGAUGGUAUCCUUAACGUUAACGAAAUGCGGAACAAAAAAGAUGGUGUCGUAGAUCUUAGCUACAUACCUUCUCGUUUGCUUUAUUGGCGCUGCGUUUUGAAAAUGUAGAUUGAUAGUUAAAAUUAUAUAAUUUUAAUUCACUGUUUUUGAAUGUGUAUAUAAUAAUUUCUUCGCGGGCCAACAGGCACCUUUUUCAAGCGCGCGCAACAGAAAAAAAUUAUAUAAAUAAAAAUAAAAUGUAAAUUGAUAACAUUUGCUACAAUUAAACCCGUAAGAUAAUCAGUUUUGCUUGCAGUCACUAGAUUACAGGAUUCUAUAAACAUUCGCAUUACGAUGUUUUUACGAAUCAUACAAAAGUCUUUCCAAAUUUCCCUCGAUAUAUAUCAUGUGCAGAAAGCUUUUUGAAUUAUUAAUUGCUUUGUUAAAUUUUUUGCAUUUGAGUUUUUCGACGUGCCGUAGUUGGAGCUGAAUAAUUUUAUUUUGGGUCUUUUAAUUAUAUAAAAAAAUAAUCAGAAAAUACUUUGUACAGCUAUAUUUAAAAAUAUUUUUUUGAUCA